AUGUAUAACAUCAACGCAAUUCUCGCUGCUUUUCUGUUCGGUUCGGCGGCUGUCGCACAGUCGUUGCCCCCUUCUCCCACCGCAUCUGUCGGGUGUCAUCCUCACGGUGAUCAUUGGCAUUGUGACGGACCAGCAUCGGCCACUUCUUUAGUAACUCUGUCCGGCACUGAAAGUAGCGAAGUCUCUCAAACCCUUGCGCCAAGCCCCACGGAGUCUGUCGGUUGCCAUCCGCACGGUGAUCACUGGCAUUGCGAUGGACCUGCGUCAGCGACCGCCUCAUCCACAAGCUCUGUCACUGACGACCAUCACGACGAGGAAACUACAAGCCUGCCACCUAGCCCAACGGAAUCUGUGGGCUGCCACCCUCACGGUGAUCACUGGCACUGCGAUGGGCCUGCCGUGACUGUGAGUACAUCGUCUUCAGAGCCUGUAGAAACGGGUGGAGUUGGAAAGGUCGGAGCUGGUAACGCUGUGAUUCUAGGAGGACUGCUCGCGGUUGCGGCAAUAGGUCUAUAA
Daldinia caldariorum is the source of this 516-nucleotide messenger RNA. RefSeq lists its product as uncharacterized. Lineage: Eukaryota; Fungi; Ascomycota; Sordariomycetes; Xylariales; Hypoxylaceae. The record is from RefSeq and is a predicted model, not a curated record. The transcript is spliced from 2 exons. Bases 1 to 516 code for a protein of 171 amino acids.